This is a messenger RNA of Penicillium expansum, 4032 nucleotides long. Its product is annotated as inositol polyphosphate kinase KCS1. Gene Ontology annotation, biological process: inositol phosphate biosynthetic process; phosphatidylinositol phosphate biosynthetic process. The transcript has a single exon. The coding region runs from base 1 to 4032 and encodes 1343 amino acids. The record is from RefSeq and is a predicted model, not a curated record. Gene Ontology annotation, molecular function: inositol hexakisphosphate kinase activity. Gene Ontology annotation, cellular component: nucleus; cytoplasm. Lineage: Eukaryota; Fungi; Ascomycota; Eurotiomycetes; Eurotiales; Aspergillaceae.
AUGUCAAACUCGCCGUCCGUUCCCGAAGAUACCUUGCCUAGUCCCCUGGUGACACCUGCUACACCUGCCCAACAUGAUUGCUCCAAUCUCCAUGAGGGUACCUGUACCCCACGUCACCACUUGUGGCAGACCCAGCAUCUCUCUCAGGGGCCUGGUGAGGUUUUAUCACCGUCGCGCGCUGAAUCCCCCACCGCCCAUUCCUGGUCGCAGCCCGCAUCCCGAUUAUUCCCUCUAAAAAGAACCGCUACCACACCUCCGGAGAAUACCGCGCAGCCGGAUAUUGUCUACAGGCCUCAGCUGUCAGAACGUGACAGUAUUUUCGCUACUCAUUACCUUCCCUCAGAUAGUGCCGCAAAUACCCCACAAUUACCCCCCGAAAGGGCCUUGGGCAAUGAACGCCAGGUCAACUUGAUCCCUAGCCUCGAUGAUGCAUCCGUGUCUCCAAGUGCAUUCUCCAAGGUCUCUCCCCACCGUUUUAACGUCGACCCUUCCCACAUGGAAGUUGACGUCCACAGAAACUCUCCAUUGCGUUCCUCUGCUCUCUUUCCAACCACCAAUCUCCCCCGGUUGUCUCUCCUGCGCGCAUCAACCUCGCCGACUGAUCACUCCAAGAAAACGGGGGUAGAGACGGGCGUGCAGACUCAUUUGGGCGCAUCCCAUCGGUACAAGGUGUCAUUGGAUAACACAGGUACGAAAACCAGUCGGUUUCAAGGCACUUUAUCUGAACGGAAUCUCUUCCCGUCCACAUUAGAUGAUGUCUCUCGUACCUCCCACUCUUUGACCAUCCCAUCCUCUGGCCACGAGGGCUCUCAGGUCAGUCGGGAUCUCCCAUCCUACAGUCCGAAAGAAGAAACCCCUCAGACCCCCGUUGCGGUCGAACGAAGCCCCAGCAGAGGUCGUCGUGGCCGAGUUGACAGCUCAAUUGAAGCCAAUUUGCCCAACGCGGAGCCGGCUGCUAAUGUGCGCAGCCGUAAGUCCAGUCACUACCUGGGCCUUUUCAAAGAAAACACAACCUCUUCACCGGAUCGCAAACGACGGGAGGAUCGCGGCCGACCACAAGAUGAGACGUUGGAGCUGAGGGAUCGCAACAUGGAUUACGAGCAAGAAUCGCAUCGUUCAGAACAGGAAUCUGCGCUUCGUAAAAGCAUAUCACUCUCCGCACUCGAUGAUGCUCCGUCGUUCCAACCUCCACCUCCAGCCGAGACACCCCAUACCAUAAAUGGCGAUGAGCCAUCCAAGCGUCGCCCCACGGCGUUGCCUCGCAGCUUGCUGGAAGAGAUUCGAAACUUUCAUCUUACGCCUGGCGGUAGUCAUGGAUCUUCUUUCUCGAAAAGCAUUCCGACUCAAUAUUCUGAGCGCAGCCGUGACUAUUUCCAGAAGGACUCACAUGUCGAGGUAUCCCCAUCUGACUCUUUCGAGGAAGAGGAGCGUGGAUCAGGGCAAUUUGGAGUUGAGGAGGAGGAAAAUGAGCAGAUUUCUUCUGCCGUUUACUUCCCCCACGAGCGGACCGUGCCCGAUGGGGUUGAUGGCCUACAACAAUUCCCCGAUGGUCCACUUGAUGUACAGCCUGGUCAGCUGCCGGCUGCAGAGAAAGGUCAUGAGCUGAUGUUAGUACCUCAAGAGCGUAGCGAUUCUCCUGAAAAGGAAAUCAGCCAUGUGGAUAUAUCCUUUCGAUCUAAGAAUGAAAGUAAGAUCCUUUAUGGCGAUAUCCAUUCUCCACGAGAGAAUGUGCCAGAAAAGUUGAGUGCCAUCUCUGAAUACAGCGAUUCAAAUUACGAGUCCGAAGUCGAACCCCAAUCAGCAGAUGAAAGUAUACAUUCUGUUGACGAGGAGGAAACCCCGUCUGCCACACCGACCCAGCGUUCCCAGCUUCUGUCUCGCCCCAAACCACCGCCUCCGGGGCCUCUUGGUGCAGUGGAAUUGAAGCCCUAUCGUCAUCAAGUUGGCGGGCAUACAACUGUUUUCCGCUUUUCCCGACGCGCUGUAUGCAAGCAGCUGAACAACCGAGAGAAUGAGUUCUACGAACGUAUUGAACUGAGGCACCCAGAUAUGCUAGUGUUUCUUCCAAAGUACGUAAAAAAAUUCCAUGAAAAGCAAACGGUUAUCAGCGUAUCCAAUACUAAUAUUCUCGUCAGAUAUAUUGGAGUGCUGAACGUCACCUUCUCGAAAACAUCUAAACGAAAGGAUCAGGUUGAUUCUGCCGAUGGGAUAAUUCCAGAGACGACGCCUACCAAUGGAACUUCAGCGCUCAGCUCUCAGCUUCUCGAGCCAGCAGAGUCACAAGAGCCCCAACGAAUUGUUAGCCAGUCCCAAGUCACAGGGGUCAUCCCCAAGGUCAUUCUUGAGAACAAUCGCCACAUUAUUCCUGCCGAUCUUUUUACCCACCAGCAGCGACCGCGGACAGCAGAUGCUUCAAUAAACCGCGCAAGAUCCGUCGACGGCCUCACGGGUAUGUCAGCGGAGUCCGAUACAUCGGCUCUGAGCAAGCGGGCUAAGAUCUGGGGCGCCACAACCGUCAAUCUCAAGCUUCAGGAGCAGGUUCUCCGCGAGGUAUUCAGCCCUCCUGCCAUUCAUCAUCAUCGACGGCAUGCUCGUGGUCAUCUCCAUCUGCCAAGAGCUCAUUCCGACAUGCCCGCCGCCACCCACCGCCGAGAGAACCUAUCAGAAGACCGCACAUCUAACGAUCGACGACCAGUCCCUGGGCCAAUCGCAGCCCUCCAGACAGACGCGAUUGACAUAAAGGCGCCGCCUAGUGAAGGUCCUGCUCUUUCAUCGUCAGCUUCGACUGCCCUAGAGGCCAAUCAAAAUCGCCUAGAGAAGAUCCGGACCGAAGAGGAGCCUAACCGAUCAAGCUCGCUCUCUCGGAAUCAUCACUCAAGACGGCGGCAUUCCGGGAGUGGCCUUCGAAGGCGUGGCAGCAUGGACUCUCGCAACAAUGGAGAGCUUAUGUUCUUCGAUGACGAUGAUUAUGGCGGUGACAAGGAGGAUGAGAUUUUCUCUAUGGAAGCCGAUAACCCAAUGUCGAAUGCUUCUUCCAGCGCGCAACGGUCAGCCUCACCAGCGUCAGAAAGUAACUCGACCAAUGGUUACCACGAAACCGAAACUUUUGCUUCUAGUAGAACUUCUGAUUCAUCCCGCUUCCGACCACAAGAGCCUAUCAACACGAUCUUACCUAGCAACCCUAAGGAGGCACAGCUGAGAAAGGACGAACGAGUGCAGUUCUUCCUCCUCCUUGAGGACCUGACAGCUGGUAUGAAUAAACCAUGCGUGCUGGAUUUGAAGAUGGGCACCCGACAGUAUGGUAUCGAAGCGAAUGAGAAGAAAAAGAAGUCUCAGCGACGGAAAUGUCAGUCCACUACUUCGCAGCAGCUGGGUGUGCGGCUCUGUGGCAUGCAGUCUUGGAACGUCAAGAAGCAGGAGUACAUCUUUGAAGACAAGUAUUUCGGACGCGAUUUGAAAUCUGGUCGUGAGUUCCAGGAUGCGCUCACUCGGUUCCUUUACGACGGCGUCAAUUAUGCUAGCGUUGCCAAAAAGAUCCCUAUCAUUCUGGAGAAAUUAGCUUUGUUAGAGCACAUGAUUCGACAGCUGGAUAGCUACCGGCUCUAUGCUAGCAGUCUGUUGAUUCUUUAUGACGGCGAACCACAAUCUUCACCUGAGCAAGGACCGCCUCGUUCUGGCGAUCCCACUUCAAACAAACAUGGAGCCUCCAAAGACAGCCAGAGCAAACUGAAUGUUCAAUUGAAGAUUGUCGAUUUCGCCAAUUGCGUCACUGGCGAGGAUAAACUUCCUGCAGAUACGCCAUGUCCACCUCACACCCCGCACGACAUUGAUCGGGGAUAUCUGCGUGGCCUGCGCACACUCCGUAUGUAUUUCCAGCGGAUCAUGAAAGAGGUUAGUCUGGACGAAUUUGUGGAACGAGGUGAAGGUGAAGCCAUCGCGCUAGGCUCUCAACCUGAGGCUCGUGAGAGACCCUCUGCUCAGUACUGGGAUGAGACCAUGAUGGAAACCGAUGCAGGCGAAGUCAGUUUCUAG